Lacerta agilis (Sand lizard) is the source of this 2543-nucleotide messenger RNA. RefSeq names its product unc-93 homolog B1, TLR signaling regulator (gene UNC93B1). Gene Ontology annotation, biological process: toll-like receptor 3 signaling pathway; toll-like receptor 9 signaling pathway; intracellular protein transport. Gene Ontology annotation, cellular component: lysosome; endosome. The record is from RefSeq and is a predicted model, not a curated record. The coding region runs from base 71 to 1885 and encodes 604 amino acids. The transcript is spliced from 12 exons. Lineage: Eukaryota; Metazoa; Chordata; Lepidosauria; Squamata; Lacertidae. Gene Ontology annotation, molecular function: Toll-like receptor binding.
CCCCAGUGGAGCCGGAAAAGCGCAGCGAACCCUCCACUUUUUGAGAAGCAGCGACGCCUCUGGAGCUGCCAUGGAACCAGGUGGCAAUGUGUACGAAGAGGCGCCGGGCCACGGGCCGCCCCCCGACGGCCAGGGGAUCGACGUCACAAACGGCCCUAUCCUGAAUGGCCCAGAGGUUCAGCUGGAUGACUUUGUGGGGGCUCAUGCCGAGUAUGACGAAGAGGAGGAGGAGAGCAAGUACUUCCGCCGCAAGCGCUUUGGUGUGAUCAAGAACCUCUUGGCAGCCAGCUUGGGGGGAAUGCUGACCUACGGGGUCUUUCUAGGCUUGCUGCAGAUGCAGCUCAUCCUACACUAUGACGAGACGUACCGAGAGGUGAAAUAUAGCAACCUGGAACUACAGAACAUUGACAGCAAGAUGCUGAUGGGCAUCAAUGUCACACCUCUUGUUGCCCUGUUCUACACUCCGAUGCUCAUCAGAUUCUUUGGCACCAAAUGGAUGCUGUUCUUGGCCGUGGGUGUCUACACACUCUUUGUCUCCACCAACUACUGGGAACGCUACUAUACCUUGGUGCCAUCGGCCGUGGCCAUCGGGGCUGCCAUUAUACCUCUCUGGGCCUCCAUGGGCAAUUAUGUCACCCGGAUGGCACAGAAGUACUAUGAAUAUGCAAACUACAAGUUGGAACAUGUCCAGGAGCAGCAAAGGGCACCACGUGGGGCCUACAACUCCUACAUUGUUGGCUUCCAGACUGUCUUUUACGCCAUAUUCUAUCUGAGCUUUGUCUGUGCCCAGUUUCCCAUGUUUUUCUUCGUAAAGGGGCAUCUCUCUGAUUUGAACCACACUCUCUCCAAUGUACAGCACUGUGGGACAAAGAGCCAUGGAAUUCUCACAGGGCUUAACACCACAGUUCUGCAGAAGCUGCCACACAGCAAUGAGCUCAUCACAGUGGAGAGUGUGCUCAUGGGAGUGGCCUUCCUCUCCAUGCUCCUGGUGUUGCUUCUGUGUGGCUCAGCAUAUCGCCCCACAGAGGAGAUAGAUUUGCGCAGCAUUGGCUGGGGCAACAUAUUCCAACUGCCUUUCAAGCACAUGCGGGACUACCGCCUGCGCCACCUCAUUGUCUUCUUCAUCUACAGUGGAUUUGAGGUGGUCUUCUUCUGCACUGGCUUCACCCUGAACUAUGGCGUCUGCUCCAUCGGCCUGGAGCGCAUGGCGUACAUCUUCACCGCUUAUGGACUCUCCUCUGCUGUCUGCUCCACCCUGGGUCUCUCUAUGCUGUGUCUGCCUCGCCAAGUACCACUGCUUGCCGGAGCAUCGGUCCAUGCCAUCCUCUUGAUUGGCCUCUUCUGUUGGGCACCUCAGGCCCGUAGCUUAGGCGAAGCAGCCCUGCUCUAUCUGGUAGCUGCACUCUGGGGUCUUGGCAGUGCCCUCAACAAGACAGGCCUCAGCUCACUCCUGGGGAUACUUUAUGAAGACAAGGAGCGUCAGGACUUCGUCUUCACCAUAUAUCACUGGUGGCAAGCCAUAGCCAUCUUUGUUGUUUAUCUCUGGUCUGGACUGCCCAUGAAGGCCAAGUUAUCCAUCCUGCUCGCUACCCUGGUAGCUGCAGUAUUAUCUUACCUGUGGAUGGAGCGUAAAGUAGCCCAGAUGAUCCCUCAUCGCCUCCCCAAAAUUCCCAAGCCCCGUCACAAGGUACGGGGCUACCGCUACAUGGACGAUGACAACUCUGAUGAGACUGGCUCUGAGAAGGAAGAGGAUAAGGAGAGCGACUCCUCUGAGGAAGAGACAGAAGGGGAGGAACCCAGUGGCCUCCGUGAUCAACCUCGCCGAAGGAACAGAUGUUCCUAUGAGCAGGCCUUGGGAGAGGAAGGGGGAGAGAAUGUGGGUUAGUGCCUGCCCUUUUCUCACCUGUCUGGGUUGGGAUAUGACUGUCAGGUGCCUUUGGCAUCAGCCUCUCUCCAUCGCUUGAAUCCUCUUUCUGCCAUGUUUCAACUUUGUUGGGACCACAGGCUGUGUUUGAGCCAUUUCCUUACCUCGCUCCUGACACUUCAGCUCCAGUUGGAAGAGAAGGAAGCUUCAAAGGCACACUUCCUGACAAAAGUUCUUCAUGCCUCCCCUGCCUAAUAUGUGUUGGGAUUCAUAAUUUCCAACUUCAAACUGUGGGUGGUACAAUUUAUCCAGGCAUAUCCCCAUGGAACAGUUUAGGUGAAUUGUGAUAAAUAAGUACAAGGUACAAAAUGUCAACACUUAAGAUGCGUAAGCCCCUGGAGGUUGGGAGAAGGGGAAUUACGUCAAACCUUUCUUAGUCUUCAGAAACAAAUGGCAGUAAAGUCUUGGUACAUUUUCAUAAGUUCUUUUACUGUGUAGGUUGGCUCCUGAAGGUGUUUCUGUGGCCUAUCACAGUUGGCCCUAUUGCUGGUGGGUAUUGUCUCUCUCUCUGAUAAUAUGCAAGUUUAUCCACUAAAGACCUUGCAACAAAAUUGAUCCUGCUCAUUCGACACCCAGUGCUCACAUGAUAAACCAAUAAAGAACCUUGUCUUCAACUGUU